Toxoplasma gondii ME49 is the source of this 5953-nucleotide messenger RNA. Its product is annotated as protein phosphatase 2C domain-containing protein. The transcript is spliced from 9 exons. Gene Ontology annotation, biological process: protein dephosphorylation. The record is from RefSeq and is a predicted model, not a curated record. Bases 2363 to 4027 code for a protein of 554 amino acids. Gene Ontology annotation, molecular function: protein serine/threonine phosphatase activity. Lineage: Eukaryota; Apicomplexa; Conoidasida; Eucoccidiorida; Sarcocystidae.
GAACAUGAUGUAGGGGUCCCCAAAGAACCUGUCCGCAGGAGUGCUGUUUAAGCCUAGUCAGGUUUGCGACGAACGAAGACCGCAGCCAAGGAUAACUUCGCUAUCUGCACAUCCGCAUACUGCAGUUAUCCACCCCCCGCUCCCUCCUAGCGCAGACGGCUAGAGGCGUUGCUCCUACAGAAUAUGCAUGAGCAACACACCAGGUUGCUAGGGGAACUGUAACCCACGGGGCCUCGAUGACUUGGCUGAACACCCUGCAGCAACCAUCGACAGGCGUGGUUUCUUCUCGGUCUCGCGCCUUUGUUUUGAGGAGAGCCUGCAUUUCCAGUAGUAACGGACACAUACAUAACCCCGACCAGUACGUGGUCGUGUCCUUUGAAUCGACCCCCUCUCAGCAAUGUUCCACAGGAACUAGAUAUCUUCGAGAGCCCCGAGUUGGCUGACUCAUGGUUUCGAAUCGCUCCUUCUUUGUCCAUUAUGAGAAAAUUAGAUGGUACUUAUAGUUUUGGUAUGAAUAUGGCUCCAGUUUCGAAAUACAGACAGCAAGUAAUGUCUUGCCAGUCUCCAGAACUGACUCGGCCCGCUUGGCCUAAACUCGCUCCAGCAAUGAAUCUGUUGGAAGCUUGUCACACUUGUUGACGCAUCUCUCAUUUCGUUCCAGAUCAGUUAUACGUGUUCUUCGAAACCUGGCGUGUAGUGAAGAAGCAUUCCGAAUGUAGUGCUAUAAAGCAGCCCUUCUUUGUUGUGAUCCCCUCGAGCGUUGCGCUCCCGGUGCCUCUCCGGGAAACAGCCUCGCCCGCAAAGUGAAUGGACGGUGCCGUCUCUUUCGUCCCGCCAGGACCUUUUGUUUGUAGGUUGGGCGACUCGUGGCUCGACGCCGAUGCAUAUCUAUGAGCGAAGGUCGUGUUUUCUCCCACUAUCCUUGCAGAUUUCCCCCCUGAAGCAGAUGGCUGCUGUCACUUGCCUCCGAAUCGGUAACACUCCGCACAACAGGCGAGAGAGUGGCAGCCCAAUCCCCCUGCCAUUCAGGUGGUUCACGAAACUCCAGUGUUUGCGUCGCGCAUGCAUCUGUAUAUGGUAGGAUUUUCCACUUGAGUAUGCUUAAUUCCAGUUGGAAAGACCGCCAGGGUAGCGAUUCACACGUUCUUUUCGGGUUUCUUUCAUGGCUACUGGGACUGACGGUCCUGCCCGUCCCCCAGUCGACAAGGAAUCGACGAAGGGAGAGCAGAACCCUGGGGGGGAGCUGCGCGACAGACGCGAGGUUGAGGGGGCGACGGCUCCGUGCAUCCCGAUCGACGACCGUCGAAAACUCGCCCGAACGUCGAACGCGGAGACUGGGAAAUUAAGAGGACGCAGGUUGUGGAGAGGGUCACGGGUGCGUGGUGUUUCCGGGGGACAGCUGGAGCGGUCUGUUUCUCCGUAACUCUGUUUCGAUUCCGCAGUUUUUCUUGGAUGCAGUCAUGGGCGAAGAGAAUUGGUGGAGAACGCACCCCGAACAAACGGCAUCUUCACCCGUCUCCGUGGCGAAGGCUAUAGAUCGUCAUUCCGUGCAGUGUGGAGACUCUACUUUUUCUUUGCCAUUCUUUUGCACGAGCCACGUGCAUUCCGAGUAGAGCUACUAAGUUACUACCUCCCCCAAACAUUAAAAAUGCGUUUUCAAGGGUUCUGGCGCUGUGCACUGAUUCGCAAAGCAUCCUCGCCCGAACUCUGAACUCUAUCUAUGAUUCGAAGGACCCCGUGGCCGGCCCCCAUGAAAACGACAGUUCGCGUCUGCCAUCACCAACGUGAAAAAGCACCCGCUCUACAGUGGACUUUCUGCUUUUCGAACUCUUCGUUUACUGUUCCGCGGUAGGAAGGGUUGCAGGGGGAAAACCCAUCUUUCGAAUCUCGCUUCGUCUCCCGCUGAGCGGGCCCCCGCAGGAUACCCUCCGGUCACCGAUUGCCGGCCGUUUGUCUCUCUUUGGAUGCUUGUCGCACAUGCGACUCUCGCGUCCUUCUUUUUUGUGACGGGGCGGAGCCUGCAAGCGAAGAUGUCCAACUAAAUUUCGGUGUACAUGUCUGAGGACAUUCUACAGUAUUGAGGACGUGUUUUCCCGGAUGUCUCUGUAUGCCUUUGGGGCCACUCCUUGUUUGAGACUUGACAUUCUCUCGAUCCUCCGCUCCACGCUGCCCCGCAAACUCGUGCAAACAUCUCGCGACUUCAGGCGGAACUGUGAUCCAGUGUGGUACACCCUUGUGAGGAUUCGGGCCACCUCUUCCUCUUCGAGGGGGUCCGUAGGUCCAGCACCUCGCUGCCUCGCUUCGCUUACUUCAGUUGCGUAAACGCGUUCCGCUCAAAGUUUCUUGACAAGUUGUCAGCACAAUGGUGGAUCGCCGUAGCGCCGUCUGGCGGGUGGGUUUCCUUCUUACCCUCUGUACUCUCGUGGUUCUCUUCAGUGGCUGCCAGGACAUCCGUGCCGCGCGCGACAGCAGCGACGAGUCCGUGUCGCGUAGUGAGCGUCCUGCUCGAAAGGGCCUUGAAAAGAGGAGACGUCAUGAUUCCGAGAGUGACAUUUCCACGGUUGACGAGGGGGCGGACGGAGUUACCAGUGGCACUGUGAAUGCGAAUGCCGUUACCGCCUCGCACUCCGGAGAAUUGGCGGGGGGACACGCUCGAAAGGACGGUCCUAAGAUGAAGAAGACCUUGAAGAAAGGGAAGGGCAGUGGAUCCCAGGACACCGAGAAGGAAAGGUCGGAGGCAGGUGACAGAGCACAAAAAGGCCGAAAGAACGACGCGAAGAAGGCACGGACUACCGAGGCCUCCGGAGACGCUGAAAUGGCUGGAGCCCCGCGUGGCGACAAGGAAUUGAACGACAAAGAGGCAAGCUCGGAACGCAGAAACGAAGGGAAGCAUGUAGGUCACAAAGGGGCAGUACGCGGGAAAGACGCCAAGGGUGGAGCUGGAGCUCCGGCACGCCCCCCCGUGCAACACUCGCAAGGCCCAACGCGUGCGAACCCCAAAGCUGUGAAGCCGUUCAUCGAGCAGAAAGAGAAGAAGAUGGUUCUUGUUGUGGAUUGGCACACGAAGACCCUCGCAGCAACAAUGAACGGCCGCCGCCCUCAGGACGAAGACGCUAUGGUGGUUCACGGUCCGCUGAAAAACUUCCCAAAUGCUCGACUGAAGGCGAUUUUCGAUGGCCAUGGAGGCUACAGUGUUUCUCGACGAUGUGCCAGCGUGGCUUACGGUUACCUUGGCGCGAUGAAAAACCUGUCUCAAGAGUCUUUCCGGAGCGCUUGCCUCCAAAUGGAUGCAGACAUGCGUGCUGACACCUUGAAAGGAGGCUCUACAGGUUUGAUGGUUAUCAUCGAGAAGGUGGACGAUCCGGAAUCUCGAGACGGCAUCUAUUUCAACGUACAUGCUGCCAACGUUGGAGACAGUCGAGGCCUCAUUCUUCACUCGGAUGGAACCUACACGAUCAUGUCGAAGGACCACAAACCGACGGCGGAAGUAGAGAGAGAGCGAAUCAAACGGGCAGGUGGCUUCCUGCUGCGUCGUUUGGGUGUCUGGCGCGUUGAUGGACGAUUGGCCCUCUCACGGGCUUUCGGAGAUUUCGCGCUCAAGGACCGUCUUGACAUGAAGCCGAAUGAACAGAAGGUCGUCGCUCUGCCAGAUGUCAACGUAUUCAAAGCCAAGCCCGGUGACAUCAUCCUCAUGGGAUGUGACGGUAUCUUUGAACGACCAGAAAUGAACUGGCACUUCGUUGCCAGUCUACUCAAAGAGGAACUGGAAAGAACAGGAGGCGGACUUGCAGAAAUCGCUUACAGAAUUUUGGAGUCUGCGUUCAUGCUUGGAAGCAGGGACAACGUCAGCAUAAUGCUUACGAAGCUAGUGAAACGCCCUAUAAGGAAUACGCAAGUCAAACGCUUCGAUUACAGUUUCACAGGCGAACGCUAUGUGCUGCCUAGUGAAGUGCCAGUGAACAUGCCCACGGACAGGAAAAGCGGUCGCUUUGGCACGGGGGAGGAUAUGCUUGUGACACUGUUCUAAAAGUAGAGUCGAGGAAGUGAAAAGAGUUACCAACGGUGAACAGGUGUGGCAGAGGAAAGAACUGGGCCAAACAGAACUUCUCGUAUUCUCGGCAGACUUCGAAUGAUGCUUGAGCAUCGAUAGCAGCGGGAGUUCUGGAGGUCACUUGUGUCCCGCAUGUCACCGACUGAUGUUUGAGUCCCUGUCAGCCUAGGGAAAGUGAAGGUAGGCAUGAACAGAGCGGCCAAAAUAACAAGCGAUGAGCAGGUCUAAAGAGCUGCCAUCGCUUCGUACUCCGUCUUGUGCCCGAAAUCCGUAUAUACGGCAUCAACUGGGUAUCCACUGUUUCCAGGAUCGAGUGGUCACCAACUGGGUGCAAGGGUGGAUUAUUUCUCUACGAAUGAUAAGAGAUAAAUAACAGAACACGUUACAGUACAAUCUGGGCGGAUAUGAUGUCUUGUACUUGUAACGGUCUUCGCCUUGGUCAACCUUCGGGUUCACGAGGUAAUUUGUGGAGUGUUACCAUGUUUGGUUCACGAUAUGUGCGAAUGGCAACGACCAGUGAAGUUUUCGGGUCUCCCCGCAUUACAGCUAAGCCUCCUGAGGAGCACUCACAGCUUGUGCCCAGCGUUGUCUUUCGCAAAUCAGUUGUGCCGUGAUACGUCCCUAAAUUUGCAAAGAUUCUAAUGUCUAUAGGUAGAUGAGCUCUGAGGAAACUGCGCUACUGAGGACGCCUGCGGCUGGUGUUAAAGAACCGAACGUCGUUUUCGGUAAAGGGCGCUGCUUUUUGGGAACCUGUCAGAGUAAGAAAAGGCAAGAAACGAGGCUGGGUUCAAUCGGAGCUCUGUUUGACUUCGUGAUUCGUUUAAAACGACGCACUAUUACGACCUUGAGCCGUUCGACAUACUGUGUCCGUCGAAGUUCUCGCUAACAUUUCUUGGGUAUUCUGUGUCAAGUGUUAAGUUCCUGACUAACAAGCCUCUACCUGCGACAAAGAACUGUUGUGGCUCUCCUCUCUGGAAUGUGACGGGCAUGCGGUCGCAGCGGAGAUCCACUGAGGUAAAAGGAACUAGACAUAGGUUCUCUUUGGGCAGUUCCUCUUGCACUAGCUUCAACCGAGUUGCUUGGCACAUGUGUGUGCGUAUCGCCGUCGAUUCGCUCAAGUGGGAAGACCGCGCCAUAUUCAAAUUAAUUGAACAAAAGUGGGGAGACAGCGCGCCAAAGGUGUACAUUCUCCCUGUCCGCAGCUGCGCGAAGAGGUUUGCCGUGUGAGUGGGGACACCUUUUGUAGCUUUGUUUGCUUCACCGGGACCCCUUGAAACGUAGAAAAACGUGGAAAUAAUCUCUUCGUCACCAGCAGAACCCACAGUUCACAUUUCAUGCGCGUUGCCGUCCGAGGAUACGCAUUUUUCAGUCAAGUAUAGCCAUAUUUUUUUACACAAAAUGGACUGCAAGGGAGAGAAAAGUGUGAGGGGAGAGAAUAAUAAAUCGAAGAAGUGAGGGUAUGACCCACUGCAAAACAGAAAUAUUGCCCAGUGUUAUCUCUCUGAUAGCUAUAUUUUGUAACCUUAUAUAGAACAGUUGCUAGCUCCAUGAUUAUUUGAAAAGUGCUAUCUCGUAGCCCUUAAUAUCCAGAAACAGACUCACUACCGCAAAAAAACGAAAGAGUUCGUGAGAUACACGGAUAGCUUCUCAACCACCUGAGAUGAAUAUGGGGCACUCCUCAUGUGGGAGAAUUCCGCUGUCAUGCCUAACGUGUGCCGGCGGAUGUCUCGAAUACAUCCGAAGCCUCAUGGAAGCGUUGUAUAAACAAUGGGAUAGUGAAUGACAAGUGAGGAACAGCUUAUUCUAUAGCAUAUCAUUCGCUCAAUACGGCCUUAACCUGGACUCUACUUCGUCUCAGCUGAAAAGUAACUGACUGGAAAAACGAGCAAGAGUGUACGAGCA